AUGGCGUAUUGUAACCGCACGCUCGCUAUUAAGGCAGUCUUGGUUGCAGGGGUUUUUCUUCUCCUUCUGUACCAACUUAACUCCAAGUUGGAUAGUAGCAGCGGCAGCGCCAACCGAUACCCACACCUGAAGGCGGGUGCAACCUCAUGGCCAAAACGAACUCACGGAAGCACCGAGUUACACUCGUCUUCGUCCACGGUAGGUAACGAUGGAAAGGACACGAACACGAACAACCAGCAUCACAGCAACGAUGAUCAACCUCCGAACAACGAUUCCAAUGGGUUCGUAUCGGGCGCACCCAUCCGCGUAAUGCCCGAACGAAAUCAAACGGUCGAUUUGGACGUACAGCACAAUAAUAGUGAACUUAAGAAUGUGAUACAAAACCAUGCGAAAGAACCAACCAUACGCACAGGAGCAGCAGCAGCAGCAGCUACGGUAUCUGAACAGUAUGAACUUAACGGUGAUAAGUCGAAUAGUAACGUUUCUUCGAACGUAACUCCUAGUACUAAGUCUGGCAGCUCAAAUAGUCAUUUUAGCAGUAGUAACAAUAGCAUAGAUAAUGUAGGCAAUAUCUCCGGGUUCAAUAACGUAAAGUCUGAAAAGGAAAGCACCGCCAGCAACAAAUCCGCACACGAAGCAGUUAACAAUGUACAAGUGAAUUCCUCAAUCGUGCCGGCAUCGAAGCUGGACGCACCUGUGAAUGUGUUACCGAUAGAGUACGGUACUGCUAGGGAGGGAGCCGUCAGUUUGGACGAUUUAUCGGAAAAGUUUACCAUUAACAGCUGUCCGCCAAUUCCUCCAAACCUUGACGGACCAAUCGAUGUGGAUGUCGCGUUUGAACCACUGAGCGCGGUAGAAAAACGGUUCGCUUUCAAACUGCAGCCCGGUGGCCAGUACACGCCAUCGGACUGUACGGCACGGAACCGUGUCGCCAUCGUGGUACCGUACCGUGAUCGAGAACAACAUUUACCGAUCUUCCUGAAGAACAUUCACCCAUUUCUGAUGAAGCAGCAGCUUGAGUAUGGCAUUUACAUAGUGGAGCAGACUGCUGGAUCGUCGUUUAACCGUGCGGCGCUCAUGAACAUCGGGUUUGUCGAAGCGAUGAAACAAAGGAACUGGGAAUGCAUAGUGUUUCACGAUAUCGAUUUGCUUCCAAUGGAUGAUCGCAACCUUUAUACGUGCCCGGACCAACCGCGCCACAUGUCGGUUGCUGUCGAUACCUUCGGGUUCAAGCUACCGUACAGCACCAUCUUUGGCGGGGUGUCUGCAAUGACGGAGAAACAGUUUCGCAUGGUGAACGGAUUCUCCAACUCGUUCUGGGGAUGGGGUGGCGAAGAUGACGACAUGUCAAACAGGUUAAAACAUGUCGGUUUCCAUAUCGCCCGCUACCCGGUCAACAUAGCCCGCUAUACGAUGCUAAACCACAAAAAGGAAAAGGCCAAUCCCAAACGGUACGAAAAGCUGGUCAAUGGUGCAAAACGAUUCGAUAGCGAUGGGCUUAAUUCGCUACAUUAUCAACUGGUAAACUUAAUACGCAAACCUUUGUACACCUGGAUUCAGGCAGAUAUUUCACCUGAUGGUAGCUGA
Molecule: messenger RNA, 1587 nt
Organism: Anopheles marshallii
Lineage: Eukaryota; Metazoa; Arthropoda; Insecta; Diptera; Culicidae
Product: beta-1,4-N-acetylgalactosaminyltransferase bre-4
Exons: 6
Coding region: 1-1587 (528 amino acids)
Biological process (GO): carbohydrate metabolic process; glycosphingolipid biosynthetic process
Molecular function (GO): N-acetyl-beta-glucosaminyl-derivative 4-beta-N-acetylgalactosaminyltransferase activity
Source: RefSeq, a predicted model, not a curated record